This is a messenger RNA of Syzygium oleosum, 916 nucleotides long. RefSeq lists its product as uncharacterized. The record is from RefSeq and is a predicted model, not a curated record. Bases 129 to 614 code for a protein of 161 amino acids. The transcript is spliced from 2 exons. NCBI's taxonomy places the organism in Eukaryota, Viridiplantae, Streptophyta, Magnoliopsida, Myrtales, Myrtaceae.
AGGGGCUCAUCGUUUAAGAAGAGGCGGUUGGUGGAGGUGGAUAAAUCGCUCGCUGCCCCGAGCCACGACAAAGAGGAAACCUCGCGACUCGACCGGGGGGCAUUUUGCGAUUCGCGGAGCUGGCUCCGAUGGCGUCGCCGUCGCUGAAUCUGUACCUGGCGUCGCGUCUGGCGAUUCCUUCCCUAGCUCCGCCUCCCCCGCCGCCGCCGCCGCCGUCGGUGGAAAGAGCUGGACCUUCCGGCUCGGCUGGUUGUAGGCGGCGGAGCUGCGUCCUUCGGAGCACUUUGCCCGUGGCGGCGUCAAUGAGGUUCCCGGGCGGAGCGGCGGCGGUCUCGGUCCGCGGUAACCAGAGGUCGCAGGGUCAGGUUGUGAGGAUGGCCCCGGAGGAAGAGAAGAUGACUCGCCGCUCUCCUCUCGAUUUUCCGAUUGAAUGGGAGAGACCAAAGCCAGGACGUAGACCAGAUAUAUUCCCGCAGUUCAGCCCAAUGAAAACACCCUUACCACCUCCGUUGCCAGCAGAUCCCCCUGAAGAAGAUGAGGAGGAGGAAGAGAAGAAAGAGGAAGAAGAAGAAGACCCUGAAAAGGAGGAAACAGAGAAACCAGAAAGUCAAUGAGGCGCGUAAGGUGGCUCAUGCGCAUCUUUUGCAACAACUUUGGAGGUCUCGAGUUUGCCACUAGGUGUCGCUGAUCCUGCUGAUUUUGUAGUGGAUGUUGGAAUAGUUGGUAGGGUAAGCAAAAAGCUCGAGAUUUCUUUUUUGCCAGAAGCAUAAAUCUUUUGGUCGAGUAGGCGAAAUCAUUGCUCUUGUGUUGUGACUCAGAUAUGCAAUCUUGUGAGUAAACUUCACAUUGUUUUAGUUAUUCAUACUUUGUAGUCUUGUAUAAACAGAAAUAAUCCGGCUGAGGUUUUAGGGUGCGA